AUGGCGAAAAUUGAAAUUGACGUAAAUCGUGUAUCUUUUCCUUCUACGAGGUUUACAUUGGACGAAUGGGAUCUCGAUAAUCAGUUCAGAUAUCGAAGUUCCGAGGCACAACAAGAAUUAUCGGAACGGCUCUUAGCUGAGGCAACGCUUGCGUGUGAGUCUGCCAAGGAAAUCGUAAAAACUAAUAAAAAGGAGACAGAUCAUCGACUGUUAGAAAAACUAAAUGACAUUGAAUUUCGUAAAGGAGAAUUGCUACGCAUAAGAAAGGACACUGUUCUGGAAAUCGAUGCAUUGUCUGUAUACAAAGAACGUAUUACGGAUGUAUUAAAGUCCGUAAAAAGAAACGCUCUUGAAAUUUGUGAAAAAUGUCUCAUAGCUAGAAAAUGUAGAUUGAGUAUUGAUUUGGUUUACGAUGAUGUUGAAACGAAUCUAUUGAAAGAGCGUGAAGUGAUACAAGGAGCAGAGAAUCUAGUGGAUCGAAUUUUAAGAAAAACUUACGAACAAAUCCGUAAAUUAAAAGCCACGUUAUAUUGUAUUGACCAUGAUCUCGAAAAUAAGGAAAACAAUUUACAUAUCGAUCGUCGCAAUGUGACUUUAAAAGAAACCGAUUUCAAUUUGAACAUUUACCACGGUACUUCGCCUCUCGACAAAUCGGUAGUAAAAUUGAAUGAAUGGGAACUGCAAACAAACAGCAAUGUUAUUGAUGCAAAUAAAGAAAUGAAUAGCGCAAAGCAAUUACGCUGUUACAUUGAUACCAUAAUUAAGGAAACGAUUGAUGAAUUAAAUAACCAAAAGGAUGUGACAAAUAAAGCUUUCAGACAGCGUAUUGAACAGACUCGAGAAGCCAAAACGAAACUGGAACUUCAACAUUCAGAAACAAUAAAACAAGUUACCGCCAUGUUAAACAAUAUUACACACAUAAAGAAGUCAAUAGCUGAGAAAGAAGGAUAUAUGGCUCUGGCUCAUACAAGAUUAGGACAUCGAUGUCAACGUCCAGGGAUUGAACAUACUCAGGAUUUAGUCGAAGUCAAUCUCGUGAAAGAAAUACAUGAAUUACGAAAUGUCGUGGCAAAUCUACAACGAAUGCUUUACGAGGCAGAGGCAUCGCUACGAUACUUGCUCAAAACGCAAAUUCAACUCGAAGAAGAUAUCAAUGUGAAGACGAAUACUUUGAAAAUUGAUGAGGUUGAAUGCAUGACUUUACGUCAAAGUAUGGAUUAUCGCGCUUAUUAA
Cyphomyrmex costatus is the source of this 1233-nucleotide messenger RNA. It is a transcript of the gene Tektin-C, whose product is annotated as Tektin C. NCBI's taxonomy places the organism in Eukaryota, Metazoa, Arthropoda, Insecta, Hymenoptera, Formicidae. Bases 1 to 1233 code for a protein of 410 amino acids. The record is from RefSeq and is a predicted model, not a curated record. Gene Ontology annotation, biological process: cilium assembly; cilium movement involved in cell motility. Gene Ontology annotation, cellular component: microtubule cytoskeleton; nucleus. The transcript has 6 exons.